UCGAAAGGGCUCUUCGGACCGUUUCCGCUUGCGCUAUUUCUUUUUCAGUCCUCCGUGGCAUGGCGGACGUGCUUUAACGAUUUGAAGUCGUACUGUAUUUUUGAAUUUCCGAGUGAAGUCGCUAUCGAAAAUGAGUUUGACGGCAUCUCGCCCGCUGGUCAGCAUCUAUUCUGACAAGAAUGAAGCCCUGAAGGAUAAGAAUCUUGCGUUGCCGUACGUGUUCAAGGCCCCGAUCCGUCCGGAUGUGGUGAGCGAAGUUUCGCAGCUGAUGCGCCGCAAUAAGCGCCAGGCUUAUGCCGUGAGUGAAGCUGCCGGUCACCAGACCUCGGCCGAAUCCUGGGGAACCGGUCGUGCCGUGGCCCGUAUUCCGCGUGUCCGUGGUGGUGGUACCCACCGUUCCGGCCAGGGUGCCUUCGGUAACAUGUGCCGUGGUGGACGUAUGUUUGCCCCGACCAAGACCUGGCGCCGUUGGCAUCGCAAGAUCAACGUGAACCUGAAGCGGUACGCCCUGGUUUCGGCCAUCGCCGCUUCCGGCGUUCCAGCCCUGGUGCAGUCCAGAGGACACGUCAUCGAUGGAAUUUCCGAGUUGCCCCUGGUCGUCUCCGAUGAGGUCCAGAAGUUCCAGAAGACCAAGCAGGCCGUCGCUUUCCUGCGCCGCUCCAAGGUCUGGGCCGAUGUCCAGAAGGUGUACAAGUCGCAGCGCAUGCGUGCUGGUCGCGGUAAGAUGCGCAACCGUCGUCGUGUCCAGCGCCGUGGUCCAUUGGUCAUCUACGCCAAGGACGAAGGUCUCCGCAAGGCAUUCCGCAACAUCCCCGGCGUCGAUACGAUGAGCGUCAAUCGUAUGAACCUGCUGAAGAUGGCUCCGGGUGGUCAUGUUGGCCGUCUGUGUGUCUGGACCGAAUCCGCUUUCGCCCAGUUGAACGAUAUCUAUGGCACCUGGAAGAACAAGUCCACCGUCAAGAAGGACUACAAUCUGCCAAACCCAUUGAUGGCCAACACCGAUCUGGCCCGUCUGCUGAAGAGCGAUGAAAUCCGCAAGGUCUUGAACCCGGCCAAGAAGACUGUCCAUCGUCAUGUGCGCCGUCUGAACCCGCUGACCAACACCCAGCAGCUCAUCAAGCUGAACCCAUACGCCCAGGUCACCAAGCGUCGUGCCCAGCUGGCUUCCAAGAAACGCAAGUACGAGCGUAUCAUCGCUUCGUUCAAGGCCCGUGGAAUCGAGCUGCCCAAGAAGAACACCGCCUUCAAGUUCCUGGAACAGGACAAGAAGCGCGUCGAGAAGGCGACCAAGACCAAGGAGGCUCGUAUGGCCAAGGUCAAGGCUUUGAAGGACGAGAAGCUGAAGAAGCGCGUGGCGAAGCACAAGGUCCAGGAAAAUGCCAGACGAGCUCGCAAGGGCUUGGCUCCGCUGAAGGGCAAGAAGUAAACCAGCUCGUAAGUUAGAAUGAGAAGGGGAAAGGAGGUGUGGAUGCUUCUUUUCAAUACUUUGUUUAUUGAUAAUACUGUGUAAGGAAAAAUAAAAGCUGAGGAGUGCAUACCUGUGGUACACGAGAAUAAUAAGUCUUAUUUUUACGAUUGUACAAAUUUAA
Aedes aegypti (yellow fever mosquito) is the source of this 1589-nucleotide messenger RNA. It is a transcript of the gene RpL4, whose product is annotated as 60S ribosomal protein L4. Gene Ontology annotation, molecular function: RNA binding; structural constituent of ribosome. Bases 131 to 1426 code for a protein of 431 amino acids. The transcript is spliced from 3 exons. NCBI's taxonomy places the organism in Eukaryota, Metazoa, Arthropoda, Insecta, Diptera, Culicidae. Gene Ontology annotation, cellular component: ribosome; cytosolic large ribosomal subunit. The record is from RefSeq and is a predicted model, not a curated record. Gene Ontology annotation, biological process: translation.